Messenger RNA from Nicotiana attenuata, 426 nucleotides. Its product is annotated as RNA-directed DNA polymerase homolog. The record is from RefSeq and is a predicted model, not a curated record. The annotation marks the transcript as partial. NCBI's taxonomy places the organism in Eukaryota, Viridiplantae, Streptophyta, Magnoliopsida, Solanales, Solanaceae. The transcript has a single exon.
AUGCGGAUGUGCAUUGAUUACCGCCAGUUGAACAAAGUCACCAUCAAAAACAAGUAUCCACUACCCCGUAUUGACGAUUUGUUUGACCAGCUGCAGGGUGCUAGGGUGUUCUCUAAGAUUGACUUGAGGUCAGGGUAUCAUCAACUGAAGAUUCGGGAUUCAGAUGUUCCGAAGACUGCAUUCAGGACUAGAUAUGGCCACUAUGAGUUUCUGGUGAUGUCAUUUGGCUUGACUAAUGCCCCGGCGGCAUUUAUGGAUCUGAUGAACAGGGUAUUCAGGCCUUAUAUUGAUUCCUUUGUCAUCGUCUUCAUUGACGACAUCUUGAUAUACUCGCGUAGCCUGGGAGAGCACGAGCAGCAUUUGAGAGUAGUGCUUCAGACCUUGCGAGAGCAACAGCUGUAUGCUAAGUUCUCCAAGUGUGAGUUU